ACACGACCCACUCCCUGCUUCCGUUCCUCCAGUGAGUCCAGUCCUAUUUGCUUCGCUGAUCUAACCCAAGCCAAGCGUGCUCCACCCCAUCGCGCAAACAGCAACAGCAGCACCCACCCCCUCUCCCCUGCAUUAAAACACGCGCCCCGUCCGGCAGGCCAAGCCACGCACGCACGCACACACGCGCCCAGACUGCGCUCUGACGCCACCACCACACACACACCGUCGAAGCAAGCAAGGAACCCGCUCCGUCCGUCCCCAUCCAUGGCGCCCCACGCCGCCCGCCGCCUCCUCCUCCUCCUCGCGCUGGCCGCCGCGCUCGCCGCCCGCUCCGAUGGGGCGUGGUGCGUGUGCCGCGCCGACCUGCCGGACGCGGCGCUGCAAAGGACGCUGGACUACGCGUGCGGCAGCGCCGCCGACUGCAAGCCCAUCCAGCCCAGUGCCGCCUGCUUCGCGCCGGACACCGUCAAGGCGCACUGCUCCUACGCCGUCAACAGCUUCUACCAGCGCAGCGGCCAGAACCCGCUCGCCUGCGUCUUCUCCGGCACCGCCGUCCUCUCCACCGUCGACCCAAGCGCUAACGGCUGCAAGUACCCUGCAACUGCGACCCCAAGUGCCCCUGACAGCCCGCCGGCGCCAAUGGGCGGGCAAGGUCCGAGCGGCGCCAUGAAGGACACCAGCGGCGGCGCCGACGUCCUCCCGGCGGCCGGGACCGCGAUGCGGGCGUUCAUCCUUGCCGGCUGCUCGCUCCUCGCUCUCUACCUCAUGGCGUGACAAGAGGAGACGCAAGGCACCUAUCCUGCACCGGCCGUUGGUUUUGGGUGUCUUGGUUUCUUGGCGCAUUUUCUCUUUGGUAGUGGUGGUAGGAAGAGAGCGUUCUGAAUUCUGAUGAUGAUGAUGGCAUGCCGUUCUGGUGGAAGAUUGAAGAGGGCUAGCGAGUGUGACAGUGAGCGAGACCAUGGUUGUUAGUGGAGGGCUUAGGGCUGAUGUAGUGCUCUUGAUGUCUAUGUCUUGUACUCUUGGAGGAUACUACUACUGUCAUGACUUGAUUCUACCAUGUUUGCCUGUUUGGUUGUCUGGA
This is a messenger RNA of Hordeum vulgare subsp. vulgare (domesticated barley), 1081 nucleotides long. Its product is annotated as PLASMODESMATA CALLOSE-BINDING PROTEIN 2-like. NCBI's taxonomy places the organism in Eukaryota, Viridiplantae, Streptophyta, Magnoliopsida, Poales, Poaceae. Bases 265 to 774 code for a protein of 169 amino acids. The record is from RefSeq and is a predicted model, not a curated record. The transcript has 4 exons.